Messenger RNA from Ectocarpus sp. CCAP 1310/34, 10926 nucleotides. The record is from the annotation of a GenBank genome assembly. NCBI's taxonomy places the organism in Eukaryota, Phaeophyceae, Ectocarpales, Ectocarpaceae.
AUGUGCGACGGAAACCUGACAGACCCUCCGGUUUUUUUCGCUCACGUGGUUGCUUCGAACGGGGUAGAAUGGGGGCAGGAGAAGGAGAGGAACGACUGCAACAUGUUCAACCUCGGGACCAACUGCCGCAGUUGUUUCAACACCUGCGACGCUGCACUGACCUUCGCCUACGAGUUUCUCUUUACGGACGCCGAGAUCGCCUUCUGUCCCGGAAGCGGCAUCACCUCGAUCGAUGACUGCGCGAACAGCGAGGGACAACGCGCCCUGACCAACAACGGGGAGGGGCUGGGCGGUGAUGCCUUCGAUCCCAUGUACGGCUGGGAGCCCACGCCGGCGCCCACGUCCGUGUCCUACCACUUCGACUUCGACGAGCCAACGCCGACGCCGGUGAUGAUAAUGGAAACCCCACAGCAGGUCGACGGCCGCCGUCCACGGCCUCGCCACCCUGAAGGAACACCGGUGCCGACAUAUCUGUCCUUCGACUUCGACCCCGACCACCCAACGCCGGCACCCGUGACGGAGGGCCCGCAGCCGGUCGACGCCCGCCGUCCCCGGCCUCGCCAGCCUGAAGCAACACCGGUGCCGACAUAUCUGUCCUUCGACUUCGACCCCGACUACCCAACGCCGGCACCGGUGCCAGAGGGCCCACGGCCAGUCGACGGCCGCCGUCCUCGCCACCCUGAAGGAACACCGGUACCGACAUACCUGUCCUUCGACUUCGACCCCGACCACCCAACGCCGACACCUAUCGGAGAAGGCCCGCAGCCGGUCCGUGGCGGCCGUCCCCGGCCUCGCCACCCUGAAGGAACACCUGUACCGACAUACGUAUCGUUCGACUUCGACCCUGACUACCCAACGCCGGCACCGGUGAAUGGCGGCCCGCAGUCAGUCGACGGUCACCGUCCUCGCCACCCUGAAGGAACACCGGUGCCGACGUGCAUGUCCUUCGACUUCGACUUCGACAUGCCAACGCCGGCACCGGUGAUGGAGGGCCCGCAGCCGGGCCAUGACCGAAAUCCCCGACCUCGCCAUCCUAAGGGAACACCUGUACCGACAUACCUGUCCUUCGACUUCGACCCCGACUACCCAACGUCGGCACCUGUGACGGACGGCCCGCAGCCGGUCGAUGACCGCCAUACUCGCCACCCUGAAGGAACACCGGUACCGACAUAUCUGUCCUUCGACUUCGACCCCGACUACCCAACGCCGGUACCUGUGAUGGAGGGCCCGCAGCCGGUCGACAGCCGCCGUCCCCGGCCUCGCCACCCUGAAGGAACACCGGUGCCGACAUACCUGUCCUUCGACUUCGACCCCGACUACCCAACGCCGGCACCGGUGAUGGAGGGCCCGCAGCCGGGCCAUGACCGAAAUCCCCGACCUCGCCAUCCUAAGGGAACACCUGUACCGACAUACCUGUCCUUCGACUUCGACCCCGACUACCCAACGUCGGCACCUGUGACGGACGGCCCGCAGCCGGUCGAUGACCGCCAUACUCGCCACCCUGAAGGAACACCGGUACCGACAUAUCUGUCCUUCGACUUCGACCCCGACUACCCAACGCCGGUACCGGUGAAAGAGGUCCCGCAGCCCGUCGACGGUCACGGUCCUCGCCACCCUGAAGGAACACCGGUGCCGCCAUACAUGUCCUUCGACUUCGACUUCGACUACCCAACGCCGGCACCGGUGUUGAAGGGCCCGCAGCCGGUCGAUGGCCGCCGCCCCCGGCCUCGCCAGCCUGAAGGAACACCGGUGCCGACAUAUCUGUCCUUCGACUUCGACUUCGACUACCCAACGCCGGCACCGGUGGUAGAGGGCCCGCAACCGGUCGACGGCCGCCGUCCGCGGCCUCGCCAGCCUGAAGCAACACCGGUGCCGACAUAUCUGUCCUUCGACUUCGACUUCGACUACCCAACGCCGGCACCGGUGGUAGAGGGCCCGCAACCGGUCGACGGCCGCCGUCCGCGGCCUCGCCAGCCUGAAGCAACACCGGUGCCGACAUAUCUGUCCUUCGACUUCGACUUCGACUACCCAACGCCGGCACCGGUGGUAGAGGGCCCGCAACCGGUCGACGGCCGCCGUCCGCGGCCUCGCCAGCCUGAAGCAACACCGGUGCCGACAUAUCUGUCCUUCGACUUCGACCCCGACUACCCAACGCCGGCACCGGUGGUAGAGGGCCCGCAACCGGUCGACGGCCGCCGUCCGCGGCCUCGCCAGCCUGAAGCAACACCGGUGCCGACAUAUCUGUCCUUCGACUUCGACCCCGACUACCCAACGCCGGCACCGGUGGUAGAGGGCCCGCAACCGGUCGACGGCCGCCGUCCGCGGCCUCGCCAGCCUGAAGCAACACCGGUGCCGACAUAUCUGUCCUUCGACUUCGACCCCGACCACCCAACGCCGGCUCCUGUGACGGAGGGCCCGCAGGCGUUCGACGGCCGCCGUCCCCGGCCUCGCCACCGUGAAGCAACACCGGUGCCGACAUAUCUGUCCUACGACUUCGACACCGACUACCCAACGCCGGCACCGGUGAUGGAGGGCCCGCAGCCGGUCGACGGCGACCGUCCCCGGCCUCGCCACCCUAAAGCAACACCGGUGCCGACAUACCUGUCCUUCGACUUCGACUUCGACUACCCAACGCCGGCACCGGUGAUGGAGGGCCCGCAGCCGGUCGACGGCGCCCGUCCCCGGCCUCGCCACCCUAAUGCAACACCGGUGCCGACAUACCUGUCCUUCGACUUCGACUUCGACUACCCAACGCCGGCACCGGUGAUGGAGGGCCCGCAGCCGGUCGACGGCGCCCGUCCCCGGCCUCGCCACCCUAAUGCAACACCGGUGCCGACAUACCUGUCCUUCGACUUCGACCCCGACUACCCAACGCCGGCUCCUGUGACGGAGGGCCCGCAGCCGGUCGACGGCCGCCGCCCCCGGCCUCGCCACCCUGAAGGAACACCGGUGCCGACGUCCCUGUCCUUCGACUUCGACUUCGACUACCCAACGCCGGCUCCUGUGAUGGAGGGCCCGCAGCCGGUCGACCGCCGCCGCCCCCGGCCUCGCCACCCUGAAGGAACACCGGUGCCGACGUCCCUGUCCUUCGACUUCGACUUCGACUACCCAACGCCGGCUCCUGUGAUGGAGGGCCCGCAGCCGGUCGACCGCCGCCGCCCCCGGCCUCGCCACCCUGAAGGAACACCGGUGCCGACGUCCCUGUCCUUCGACUUCGACUUCGACUACCCAACGCCGGCUCCUGUGAUGGAGGGCCCGCAGCCGGUCGACCGCCGCCGCCCCCGGCCUCGCCACCCUGAAGGAACACCGGUGCCGACGUCCCUGUCCUUCGACUUCGACUUCGACUACCCAACGCCGGCUCCUGUGAUGGAGGGCCCGCAGCCGGUCGACCGCCGCCGCCCCCGGCCUCGCCACCCUGAAGGAACACCGGUGCCGACGUCCCUGUCCUUCGACUUCGACUUCGACUACCCAACGCCGGCUCCUGUGAUGGAGGGCCCGCAGCCGGUCGACCGCCGCCGCCCCCGGCCUCGCCACCCUGAAGGAACACCGGUGCCGACGUCCCUGUCCUUCGACUUCGACUUCGACUACCCAACGCCGGCUCCUGUGAUGGAGGGCCCGCAGCCGGUCGACCGCCGCCGCCCCCGGCCUCGCCACCCUGAAGGAACACCGGUGCCGACGUCCCUGUCCUUCGACUUCGACUUCGACUACCCAACGCCGGCUCCUGUGAUGGAGGGCCCGCAGCCGGUCGACCGCCGCCGCCCCCGGCCUCGCCACCCUGAAGGAACACCGGUGCCGACGUCCCUGUCCUUCGACUUCGACUUCGACUACCCAACGCCGGCUCCUGUGAUGGAGGGCCCGCAGCCGGUCGACGGCGACCGUCCCCGGCCGCGCCACCCCAAAGCAACACCGGUGCCGACGUCCCUGUCCUUCGACUUCGACACCGACUACCCAACGCCGGAAUCUGUGACGGAGGGCCCCCACCCGGUCGACGGCCGCCGCCCCCGGCCUCGCCAGCCUAAAGCAACACCGGUGCCGACAUACCUGUCCUUCGACUUCGACACCGACUACCCAACGCCGGCACCGGUGGUAGAGGGCCCGCAACCGGUCGAUGGCCGCCGUCCCCGGUCUCGCCACCCUGAAGGAACACCGGUGCCGACAUACCUGUCCUUCGACUUCGACCCCGACUACCCAACGCCGGCACCGGUGAUGGAGGGCCCGCAGCCGGACGAUGGCCGCCGCCCACGGCCUCUCCAGCCUGAAGCAACACCAGCGCCGACGUCCCUGUCUUUCGACUUCGACCCCGACUACACAACGCCGGCACCGGUGAUGGAAGGCGCGCAGCCGGUCGACGGCCGCCGUCCCCGGCCUCGCCACCCUGAAGGAACACCGGCGCCGACAUAUCUGUCCUACGACUUCGACACCGACUACCCAACGCCGGCUCCUGUGAUGGAGGGCCCCCACCCGGUCGACGGCCGCCGCCCUCGCCACCGUGAAGCAACACCGGUGCCGACAUCCCUGUCCUUCGACUUCGACUUCGACAUGCCAACGCCGGCACCGGUGAUGGAGGGCCCGCAGCCGGUCGACGGCCGCCGUCCCCGGCCUCGCCACCCUGAAGGAACACCGGCGCCGACAUAUCUGUCCUUCGACUUCGACUUCGACUACCCAACGCCGGCUCCUGUGAUGGAGGGCCCCCACCCGGUCGACGGCCGCCGCCCUCGCCACCGUGAAGCAACACCGGUGCCGACACACCUGUCCUUCGACUUCGACACCAACUACCCAACGCCGGCACCGGUGAUCGAGGGCCCGCAGCCGGUCGACGGCGACCGUCCCCGGCCGCGCCACCCCAAAGCAACACCGGUGCCGACAUACCUGUCCUUCGACUUCGACCCCGACUACCCAACGCCGGCACCGGUGAUCGAGGGCCCGCAGCCGGUCGACGGCCGCCGUCCCCGACCUCGCCACCCUGAAGGAACACGAGUACCGACAUACCUAUCCUUCGACUUCGACCCUGACUACACAACUCCGGCACCCGUGACGGAGGACCCGCAGCCGGUGGACGGCCGCCGUCCCCGACCUCGCCACCCUGAAGGAACACCGGUACCGACAUACCUGUCCUUCGACUUCGACCCCUACUACGCAACGCCGGUACCGGUGAAAGAGGUCCCGCAGCCGGUCGAUGGCCGCCGUCCACGGCCUCGCCAGCCUGAAGCAACACCAGCGCCGACGUCCCUGUCCUUCGACUUCGACUUCGACUACACAACGCCGGCACCGGUGAUGGAAGGCGCGCAGCCGGUCGACGGCCGCCGUCCCCGACCUCGCCAGCCUGAAGGAACACCGGCGCCGACAUAUCUGUCCUACGACUUCGACUUCGACUACCCAACGCCGGCUCCUGUGAUGGAGGGCCCCCAACCGGUCGACGGCCGCCGCCCUCGCCACCCUGAAGCAACACCGGUGCCGACAUAUCUGUCCUUCGACUUCGACUUCGACAUGCCAACGCCGGCACCGGUGAUGGAAGGCGCGCAGCCGGUCGACGGCCGCCGUCCCCGACCUCGCCAGCCUGAAGGAACACCGGCGCCGACAUAUCUGUCCUACGACUUCGACUUCGACUACCCAACGCCGGCUCCUGUGAUGGAGGGCCCCCAACCGGUCGACGGCCGCCGCCCUCGCCACCCUGAAGCAACACCGGUGCCGACAUAUCUGUCCUUCGACUUCGACUUCGACAUGCCAACGCCGGCACCGGUGAUGGAGGACCCGCAGCCGGUCGACGGCGACCGUCCCCGGCCGCGCCACCCCAAAGCAACACCGGUGCCGACAUACAUGUCCUUCGGCUUCGACACCGACUACCCAACGCCGGAAUCUGUGACGGAGGGCCCCCACCCGGUCGACGGCGGCCGCCCCCGGCCUCGUCACCCGGAAGCAACACCGGUGCCGACAUACCUGUCCUUCGACUUCGACCCCGACUACCCAACGCCGGCUCCUGUGACGGAGGGCCUGCAGCCGGUCGACAGCCGCCGUCCCCGGCCUCGCCACCCUGAAGGAACACCGGCGCCGACGUCCCUGUCCUUCGACUUCGACCCCGACUACCCAACGCCGGCUCCUGUGACGGAGGGCCUGCAGCCGGUCGACAGCCGCCGUCCCCGGCCUCGCCACCCUGAAGGAACACCGGCGCCGACGUCCCUGUCCUUCGACUUCGACCCCGACUACCCAACGCCGGCUCCUGUGACGGAGGGCCUGCAGCCGGUCGACAGCCGCCGUCCCCGGCCUCGCCACCCUGAAGGAACACCGGCGCCGACGUCCCUGUCCUUCGACUUCGGCACCGACUACCCAACGCCGGCACCGGUGACAGAGGACCCGCAGCCGGUCGACGGCCACCGUUCACGGCCUCGCCAGCCUGAAGCAACACCGGUGCCGACAUACUUAUCUUUCGACUUCGACCCCGACUACCCAACACCGGCACCAGUGACGGAGGGCCCGCAGCCGGUCGACGCCCGCCGUCCACGGCCUCGCCACUCUGAAGGAACACCAAUGCCGACAUACUUAUCGUUCGACUUCGACUCCGACUACCCAACGCCAGCACCCGUGACGGAGGGCCCGCUGCUGGUCGACGGCCGCCGUCCCCGACCUCGCCGCCCGGAAGGAACACCGGUGCCGACGUCCCUGUCCGUCGACUUCGACCCCGACUACCCAACGCCGGCACCGGUGACGGAGGACCCGCAGCCGGCCGACGGCGGCCGUCCCCGGCCUCGCCACCCUGAAGCAACACCGGUGCCGACGUCUCUGUCUUUCGACUUCGACCCCGACUACACAACACCGGCACCGGUGACGCAGGGGCCGCAGCCGGUGGACGGCCGCCGCCCCCGGCCUCGCCACCCGGAAGGAACGCCGGAGCCGACGUCCGUGUCCUUCGACUUCGACUUCGACUACCCAACGCCCGCACCUGCGACGGAGGGCCCGCAGCCGGUCGAAGACCGCCGCCCCCGACCUCGCCACCCGGAAGGAACACCGGUGCCGACGUCCCUGUCCUUCGACUUCAACUUCGACCGGCCAACGCCGGAACCUGAGACCGAGGUCCUGCAGCCGGUCGCCAAGCCCGAGAAGUCAUGGCCGUCAGCUCCCAGUAUGCCUCCGAGCUCACGGUCACCGACGGCCCCAGUGGAAGAGACGACAACGGCUCCGGCUUCAUCCGGCAGGCCCCAGUCGCCUUCUCCGGCAGUGGCACCGUCCCCGAUCUCCACAGCCCCAGACACUUCGCCGUCGCCAGCUACCCUACCCGCCCCGAGCACACUGGCGCCCGCUGGAGGCAUCAACCGGCCGCCUUCACCCACGGGAGCGCCUCGAACAAACCCUGCGGUGACGCCCACAUCAACUACCGAGACUCCGACCGCCCCCCCCGCUGGUACUGCCCCCACCGCCGGCGCGGCUAUGCCUUCGGCUCCUUCUCCCAUUAUUCCGAGCGCCCCGACACCCAUGUCCUACGACUUCGACUUCGACGACCCAACCCCGGCGCCGGUGUCUGAAGGCCGGCAGCCUGUGCCCACUCCUGGGCAGCCAUCACCACCGACCCCCAGCACGGCUCCGAGCUCACGGUCACCGACUGUGCCAGUGGAAGAGGUGACGCCGGCUCCGGCGUCAUCCGGGAGGCACCAAUCGCCUUCUCCGGCGGUGACACCGUCCCCGAUCUCCACAGCCCGCGACGCUUCACCAUCCCCAGCUACUAUUCCCACCCCGAGUCAUGACCCUUCCCCCGCUACCACGCUGACUCCCGCAGGAGGCAAGAACCAGGCGCCAUCACCCACGGACGCGCCUCGAACAGACUCUUCCGCGGUACCAACGUCGACUGCCGAGCCUGCGGCCGCCGCCCCCGUCGCCGCCGCCCCCACCGCCGGCACGGCUAUGCCUUUGAAGCCUUCUCCCAUCAUGCCGAGCGCCUCGUCAUCUAUGUCUUUCGACUUUGACUCCGACUUCGAUAUCCCAACACCGGCGCCGGUGCCUGAGGGCCCGCAGCCUGUCGCCACUCCUGGACAGCCAUCACCACCAACUCCCAGCACCGCUCCGAGCUCGCGACCACCAACGGCGCCAGUGGCAGAGACGACGACGGCUCCGGCUUCAUCCGACAAGCAACGGUCACCGUCUCCACCUUCACCUUCUCCUUCCCCGGUGGUGGCGCCGGCCCCGAUCUCCACAGCCCCAGACGCGUCAUCACCGCCAGCUACUGUGCCCGCUUCGACUCAUGACCCUUCCACCGCUGUUACCCUGGCGCCCGCUGGAGGGAAGAACCAGGCGCCUCCGCCCACGGACGCACCUCGAACAGACCCUGCCGCGGCGCCCACGUCGACAACCAAGCCUCCCGUCGCCGCCCCUACCGCUGCCGCCCCCACCGUUGCCGCACCUUCCAUGCCCUCGGCGCCUUCUCCCACCAUGCCUUCGGCGCCUUCUCCCACCAUGCCGAGCGCCCCGACGUCUAUGUCCUACGACUUGGAUUUCGACGGGCCAACGCCGCCGCCUGUGAUGGAGGGCGUGCAGCCUGACGCCACGCCUGGGAUGCUAUCACCGUCAGACCCCAGCACGCCUCCGAGCUCACGAUCGCCGACGGCGCCAGCGGUAGAGACGACGACGGCUCCAUCUUCAUCCGACAGGCAGCGGUCACCGUCUUCACCUUCACCUUCUCCUUCCCCGAUGGUGGCACCGGCCCCGAUCUCCACAGCCCCAGAAGUUUCGCCAUCACCAGCUACUAGGCCCGCCCCGAUCCAUGACUCUUCCACCGCUGCCACGCUGGCGCCCGCUGGAGGCAAGAACCAGGCGCCGUCACCCACGGACGCGCCUCAAACACUCCCCGCCGCCGCGCCUACGCCGACUAGCGAGCCUCCCGCCGCCGCCCCCUCCGCCGCCGCCGCCCCAACCGCGGCUUCCACCCCUGCCAUGCCUUCGGCGCCUUCUUCCACAAUCCCCACAGCCCCGACGGCCAUGUCCUACAACUUCGACUUCGAUGAACUGACGCCGGCGCCUGUGUCUGAGGGCGCGCAGCCUGUCGCCACGCCUGGACAGCCAUUACCACCAACUCCCAGCACCGCUCCGAGCUCACGAUCGCCAACGGCGCCAGUGGCAGAGACGACGGCGGCUCCGGCUUCGUCCGACACGCAGCAAUCACCGUCUCCACCCUCUCUUUCUCCAUCCUCGGUGGUGGCGCCGGCCCCGAUCUCCACAGCCCCAGACGUUUCGCUAUCGCCAGCUGCUAGGCCCGCCCCGAGCCAUGACCCUUCCCCCACUGCCACGCUGGCGCCCUCUGGAGUCAAGAACCAGGUGCCUUCGCCGACCAGUGCGCCUCGAGCAGAUCCCGCUGCGGCGCCCACGUCGACGAUCGAGCUUCCGGCCGCCGCCCCUGCCAUGCCUUCGGUGCCUUCUCCCGCCAUGCCGAGCGCCCCGACAUCCAUGUCCUACGACUUCGACUUCGACGGGCCAACGCCGGCGCCUGCGUCGGAGGGCCUGCAGCCCGUCGCCACGCCCGGACAGCCAUCACCGCCAAUCCCCAGCACGCCUCCGAGCUCACGGUCACCGACAGCGCCGGUGGAAGAGACGACGACGACGGCUCCGGUUUCAUCCGACAGGCAGCGGUCACCGUCUUCACCUUCGCCUUCUCCGGUGGUGGCACCGGCCCCGGUCUCCACCGCACCAGACGCUUCACCGUCGCCAGCUACAACCCUGCCCGCCCCAACCGCCGCCGCCGCUACCCCAACCGCCGCCGACGCGCCAACCGCCGCCGCACCCCCCACGGCCGCUGCCGCGCCUGCCACCCCUCCGGUGCCUUCUCCUACCAUACCUUCGGCGCCUUCUCCCAUCAUGCCCAACGCCCCGACGGCCAUGUCCUACGACUUCAACUUCGACGACACAACACCGGCGCCUGUGUCCGAGGGCCUGCAGCCGUCGCCAAUGGGAGCGCCUCGAGCAGACCCCGCCGCGGCGCCCACAUCGACUACCGAGCCUCCGGCCGCCGCCCCCACCGCCCCGGCCACGCCUUCUGCGCCUUCUCCCACCAUGCCGAGCGCCCCGACGUCUACCCCACCCACCGUUGCUGGUCAGGAGCCCGCAGCGACUCCAGAGCCCAUUUCCCAGCCGAGCGAGAGGGGGUCCGUGGCUCCCACCUCCGCCGGUACUACCCCCGCGCCUUCGACGCCGGGGGGCUCGUGGACUCAAGUACCGGCCGCCGCAGGAGCUCCACCGCCGGCAUCUGGGGACGUCUUUACCUGCCCGCCGCCCGUGCCUUGCAUCUGCGAAGCGCCUGCCGAACCCACGCCGACGGCAGCACCGACAUCGGAGGCAACAUCGGUGACGGUGGCGGCGGGGGUUACCACCGCCCCAGCUGCGAUGCCCACGGCCUCUCAUCCAGGAACGCCCACGAGCAACACGCCCUCACCCACGCAGGACGGAAGCCUCCCGAUGGCGACGCCCUCGCCGACACCGACACCGACGCCGCACAGCCAGACCGCACCCACUAUGCCCGGCGGGUCCGACUCGAGCACCGACGAGUUCGAAGACGAUGACGACGGCCUCUUCUACUUGCCGGAGGACCCCGACUCGAUCGACGGCUUCCAGGACGAUGACAAUUUCUUCUACUUCCCGGAUGGCGAGUUCGACGAGCCCGACGCGACCCCCGCUCCUCGUGCAAUCCCCGCUCCCGUCGCCGGCCGCUCGCAGCCUUACACGCCAACGCCGGCGGUGGUAGCUGACGAGGAUGAGGAGGAGGUGGACUGUGUGUCGCUCCUCUCUCCCGAGAUGUUGAUGGAGCUAGCCCAAAAGGACAAGGGUGUUUACUACGAGAAGGACUGCCAGGGCCUGCACUGCAACAUGUUCGGGAUUGGCUGGGACUGCAGGGCCUGCUACAUGGACUGCGCAGCCUGCGAGGGAGACCAGGAAGACCUGGGAACGUGA